Messenger RNA from Cinara cedri, 519 nucleotides. Lineage: Eukaryota; Metazoa; Arthropoda; Insecta; Hemiptera; Aphididae. The record is from the annotation of a GenBank genome assembly.
AUGAGAAUUCUUGAAAUAUUUCGUGGACAUUUUACAAUUGAUUUUAAUGUAAAACAUUUAUUUUCAGAACUAAAACCUAUUAGAGACUUGCCUUCUCAUAUAAUUUAUUUUAGAACUCUACGUUAUACUAUACCUGUUGUAAAGGAUAUUUUAUUGAAUAAUUUGGACAAGAGUAGUAUAGAUAGUGUUAUAAAACUAUUAACUGAUGAACUUGAAAACUUUGAUGUUGUAAUAACGUCUUUAUCUGAAAAUGAUGAAUACGAGACAGAUGCCGAAUGGCUAUUAAAUAAAAUCACAACUGAUGUGAAGAUUGCAUAUUUUUCAGGAUUUGAAUUUAUGAUUGAGUGGUUAGGAUAGGACUUACUGGAAAACAAAAACCAUACGAUACGGAUUGCAUUAUGGACAUUCAUUUGAUAACUUUAGGAAACAUAUCAAUCUAGUGAUUUACCCGAUGAUGAAUUUUUGAUAACAAACAUAUCUUAAUACUCCAGGCGAAGUAUUUAUUGAUUUAUAUCUGCA